Molecule: messenger RNA, 1861 nt
Organism: Dufourea novaeangliae
Lineage: Eukaryota; Metazoa; Arthropoda; Insecta; Hymenoptera; Halictidae
Gene: Mgat4a
Product: alpha-1,3-mannosyl-glycoprotein 4-beta-N-acetylglucosaminyltransferase B
Exons: 10
Coding region: 184-1791 (535 amino acids)
Biological process (GO): protein N-linked glycosylation
Cellular component (GO): endoplasmic reticulum-Golgi intermediate compartment; Golgi stack; endoplasmic reticulum
Molecular function (GO): acetylglucosaminyltransferase activity
Source: RefSeq, a predicted model, not a curated record
AUCGUCUGCGUUUGCUACCGUUUAAUUUUCUACUAAAAUAGGUUAUGUCGCAAUACGUAUGUGGAAUUCAAUGUGACAAAAUACCGCUUAUCAUGUUGUGAGCUUAUAAUGUGAUAAAAUUAGCAUUCUGCUUAUUUCUCUUGGGAUCAUGGAUAUAAUCAUGUAGAAUUCACCGUGAAGAAAAUGACGCCACAUUUUGUAGCUUUAACACCUGUACGAAGACGAUGUUUGAUAAUACUCUCUGUAGUCCUUGUACCAUGUGCAAUUUUAAAUCUUUUAUCACCAUCGGAUCUGCACGAAGAAACAAUCUUACAAAACAGUAUUGCAGAAUUGCAAGCUAAAUUGGAACACCUGCAUGCUAAAUAUGUUACAAGUCAGGAGGAAAUAAAUCUGUUAUCUCAUCAGUUAUUACAAUUAAUAGAGAACAAUCAUAUUUUACCAGAUGUUCAAUUUCUUCUAAACAAUACCACGACAAAUGUGACCAAUAUAAAGUUACCGUCUAUUUACAAUUUUCUGCCACAUUUUUUGAAUGAUCCCAAUAGUUUGCGUCCUGCAUUUGUUCAAAGUAAAGGCCGUACAGGAGUUAGUAUGGUAUUGGGUGUACCGACAGUUAAAAGAGAAGUGCAGAGCUAUUUAAUGGCAACACUUAAAAACUUGUUGGACCGUAUGAAUCCUGCAGAAACAGCAGACACUCUGAUCAUUGUUUUAGUUGCAGAAACAGAUUUGGAGUAUGUCACCUAUGUGGCAAAACAAAUUGAAGUUCAAUUUCCAAUCGAGUUCGAAGCUGGUGUGAUCGAUGUGAUAUCCCCAUCUGCAUCCUAUUAUCCGGAUUUAUCUAAAUUACGCGAUACUUUGGGCGACAAUCACCAACGUGUAGUUUGGAGGUCAAAACAGAAUCUAGAUUUUGCAUUUUUGAUGUCAUAUGCUCAAACAAAGGGCACAUUUUAUGUACAGUUAGAGGACGACAUUUUAGCUAAAAAGAAUUUUAUAACAACAAUGAAAUCUUUUGCAUUGCAAAAAAUCGCGACCAAAGAGAGUUGGUUUGUUUUGGACUUUUGUCAAUUAGGAUUUAUUGGAAAAUUAUUUAAAUGCGCGGAACUGCCAUGGUUAAUCCAAUUUUUUUUAAUGUUUCACAAUGACAAACCAGUUGAUUGGUUAUUAGAUCAUCUGGUGUCAACCAAAGUUUGUAGUCUUGACAAAGAUAGUAAACAUUGUAAAAUGGCUAAAGCGGAAUUGUGGGUUCAUUACAAACCCUCUCUUUUUCAACACAUAGGAACACAUUCCUCCUUAAAGGGGAAAGUACAGAAGUUAAAGGAUAAACAAUUCGGCAAGAUAACACUGUAUUACGCGCACGAGAAUCCAGAAGCAAUAGUCGAAACACAAAUUAAACCUUAUAAACAGUAUACAUUGCAAAAGGCUUACAAAGGAGAAUCAUUCUUUUGGGGUCUUUUACCUCAACCAGGGGACCAUUUGAAAUUCAAAUUUUCGCAUCCUAUUUUUAUUAAAAGGUACUUAUUUAGAAGUGGAAAUCCUGAACAUCCAUCUGAUAGAUUUUACAACACGACGGUGGAAGUUUUAACGGAGAUGUCUGCAUCUCUAAAUAGAAAUAGUAACGAUGUUACUGAAGACGGUUAUAUUAUUAUAGGAAAAUUCGAUGCUCUUGGUGUUGCUCAAGGAACAGUCGAUUCAAAAUUUGGAAGGAUAUUGAUACUUCGUCUGACUGUUCACAGUGAAAGCGAAAAUUGGGCAAUUUUGUCCGAGAUUCAUAUUGUCGAAGAUCAUCCCAGUUGACCUUCGGAAAGAAUAUUCCGAAAUUUUUUUCGGCACCAUUUGCAGGGAAAGUACAUGUAACAAAUUAACG